AAGAAUUUGCAAAAACUAGGAGAAGAAGCCCUUAAGUGGUCUGCUGAAUCAAACGGCAACGGGGAGUUUGAGGUGAGGUGGCAAAAUCAGCAAGUUGUUGUUAACUUGAAAAAAAAGAAUUGUACUUGCAGAAGGUGGGAUCUGACUGGAAUCCCUUGCGAGCAUGCCAUUCAAGCAAUUCGUAAGGCAAAGCUUAAGGUAUACGACUUUGUGGCUGGUUGUUACUUCAAGGACUCGUGCAUAAGAAUUUAUGAGAACUCCAUAUCACCAACGGCUGGUAGAGAGUAUUGGCCUUUGUCUCAACUUGGUGAAGUUGGAGUUCCUCCACUUCGUGACUCUAUUAAGAGAGGAAGGCCAAAGAAAGCUAGAAGAAAGGAAGCUGGUGAAAAAGAUUCUGGUAAGAAGAGGCAAAAGGAUCCUGAAAGAGAAGUUGCAAAACCAGUAAAGAAGAAGUAUAAGUGUACUGAUUGCGGAGAAGUUGGGCACAACAAGACAUUUCAUCAAAACCGAGAAGCAAAGGAGUUGGCAAAGAAAAAGAGGGCAGAAGCAAAACAGAAGGAAAAGGAAGAUAUACAGAGAAGGAAACAGCUUGAAAGGGCAGAAAGAAACAGGCUAGCGGCAUUGAAGAAGUUGCAAGCUAAGGCUGCCAAACAAGCAUCAAGUCAAGUGAUGGCAGAUGGAAGUUCCCAAAGGCCAGCAAGUCAAGUGUCCCAGCAACCAAGCCAAGACUCACAUAGGAGCAAUCUGUGAAGAGUAGGGUGUAGAAUUUUGAAGCCAUUCAUGUCUAUUGUAGUGCUUGGUUAGGAGGACAAGCAGAAUGGCUGUUUUGUUGACUAUUUUGAAGUCAUUCAUGUAUAUUGUAGUGCUUGGUUAGGACAAGCAGAAUGGCUGUCUUGUAAUCGUAUGUUGAACAGAUUGUUGAACUUUAGGGGGACCAGCAAUGGUAGUUAAUGGCUGCUGUAAAACAGUUCCAGGUGUUAAGUAAAGUUCUUGGCUUUUGGUUAAAUUCAUGUUCAGCAGGUUAUGGUUG
This is a messenger RNA of Linum tenue, 1030 nucleotides long. The record is from the annotation of a GenBank genome assembly. Lineage: Eukaryota; Viridiplantae; Streptophyta; Magnoliopsida; Malpighiales; Linaceae.